CGCACAUUCAGGUACCUGCAAAUUCUGACUUUAAAUUCCCACUGGGCCCCGUUCAACCAGCUUGCCAGCCUGUUUUUUGUAAUCGUGCGCAGUUGUCGCUUUCAGACUUACACCUUUGGUGUUUGAGGCAUGGAACUUCCGGAAGGAAGUCAGGGCUUUGAAGGUUCAUGGCCAGACUGCUUUACAUGCUGCCUCGGUUCCUAGACUUUUCGGUGUUUAUCGAGGCGUGUGGCAAACCGCAAUCAAUUUCACAUGGACGUAACUGCCUGUUUGAUUGAAACCGGUGAACAAAAAUUUUCGCGGCCACUUGCCAGGCCUGUUUCUCAGGUGUAGGUCGUCGAGCACUAGUUGGGUAUAAUUGCAGUAGCUUGAUCGCAAAGUGUUAUUGCGUUCUUGGAAAUACCUGGAGUUGUGCUCGUCCGUAUGUGUGUGUGCGUGAGCGCUAAGUAGAAAACACACCCUGCUCACAUGGCGCAGCAAGCUGGGUGGGUAUGCUUCCUCAUAUUCACACAGCCUUUUGGAGCGAAGAAAGGAGGGUGUCCGCAGCCAGGUGGGCCCCAUAUCCCGGCUUGCAAACCCGCAACUCGCCAGUGUUGAGGGUGGUUGUAGUAAAAAUAUGUAAAAAACACGUUUACAAUUUACUCAACAAUUGUUUUUUGAUUUGGCGCAGUUGCUGUAGCCCGCUUUGCCCGUUUUCAGGUUGAUUUCAGUUCUGUUGAUUCAGUAGACAUGGUUGUUGACGCGAAUGUGUGUUCUUCAGUUCCGCAUUCUCGUUAUGUUUGUUGCGCGAUUGAGUUUUUGUGUUUGUGGUGUAGUGAUUUAUUCAGCAGUAUGCAUUAAAAUCUAGGAAAGGGCGGUUGGGCAAAAGUAUGCCGGCUUUCAUGUUGGAACCUUCACAGCUAGCAGUGAUCACACAGCUUUGGGAUAUGCUCGCUGCAUCGCCGUUCGUCAUUCAAACAUGCACCCUUGCAGCUGGUUAGCCAGUGCCCCUUCCCAUGGAUCGCCCAGUCGAACCUGAAGUCACAAAAACAGAGGAUGACGAGGAGGAACCGGAAGAGGUUCAAUUCAAGCGGGAAAUGCUCAAGUCAGCCCAAAGAGUUGAUGGCUUUGCGAAGGUGCACUUCCGAUCCAUGAUCGGCAUCAAAUUUUUGGGGCUGAUUGGGCUGGCAUCAUUGCUGGCUGUGGAAUGGAUUUCUGAGGUUCGAUCAAAUGAAUCGCAGCGGGUCCUGGAGCUUUCGGGACUGGGCAAGGAGUUGGGCAGCCGGGGUGCAUUGUGACAAUCAUUGGUGCGAGGGUACUGUUUCUCACACAAAGUUCGGUUGUGUGCUUUCGGCGGCAAAUGAUAUCGUGCCACAUGGAAAAGACAACUGUAGUUUUGAUGGACACCACAUGUCAGUGCAGGAUGUUCAGCUGUUCGACAUGGUGUUGACGUCUUCCGCCCGCCUUCUUGUGCUCACGGGUGAUGUGAACUAUCGAGAUAGCUACUUCAUGAAGAUUGAGCCGCUUGAGGAGGCUUUGCGUGGCAUUGAGCUGAAUGCACCUGAAAUUUCUGCCAAGUUCAAUGAUUUGACAGUCGUUGCCAAUGAUAAGCUCAUUGAGAUCGAGGUUGCAGCGUUGGACACCAUUGGAUCCAAUCAGUCGGCAGCAAUUGCAAUGUUAUUUAGUGACGAGUACCAGCACAACAAGGAGCUGCUGCUGAAUGGGGUUGCUAUUCUAGACAGCUUGAUCCAGGAGUCCCGUGAGAGCCACGAUGCCACUCAAGCUUGGUGGGGCUGGGUGAGCACCUCUGUGGUGCUGGCGGCGUUUGUUUCAGAGGUCAUGCUGCUUGUCGUUGUCCACCGUCUUGAUCGUCGACUCGAACUGCUAGCUUUGGAGAGCGACGUGCACCAAAACAGGUAUGAACUUCUCAUGCGAAAAGAGUUAAUGAACACAGCCGUCGCCACCUUCAAGCUCCUGCAGAUCAGUCGCACACGUGCAAGCUUGGAAAGGCAAUUGUCUGUUCCCAACAUCAAGGAGGACAAGACUCCCCGAUUAAUCAUGCGCCGAAGGCUUUUCGUCUUAUCCAUGAUGGCGGAAGGUUUAGCUCUCUCAGGCUUUGCCAUUCCUGCAACGUUGACUCUAAUUGCAUUAAACAAUGCAGCAGCAGCCGAGCCCAUUGAGCAGUUGCUCCUUUAUGCGAAGAGCACUGAAUAUUAUGACAUGGCGCUGACUACUAGUGCUCAGCUGUGUGUCCUUACUGGUGACACCUCGUGGUCUGAGCUCUACGACGGCUAUGUGGCGCCCAUGGAUGGAGCCUUGCUGGGCCUGGCCGAGGUGGCGCCCGGGAUCUCAGACAGCUUCGCAGCGAGCACCUCCGCGGCGAACUCCGUGCUGAUCGACAUGGAGACGGUGGCUUUGGGCCAUUGUGGGCAGAACAACGAGCAGGGGAAGAGCAUUUUAUUUGGAAGCGCGUAUUCUGGGAAUAAGACAAUCCUCCUUGAUGGCAUAAAGGAUGUCACUCAAGCUGCAGAGCAGGCGCUGAAAGACCACGAGGAUCAUAAAGAGAAUCAUUCCAGCAUGGCCCGUGUGUUAUUGAUUAUCAGCACCUUUCUGAUUGUUUCAGCUGAUCUGUGCACCGUGGUGAUCGCAGCCUGGAUGGAAGCUUUGUCAGUCACACACCACAAGGACAUGAAGGACUCCGAAGAUGAGUCAAAGUUCAUGAAAAAAUUGCUAUCGAUGAUCCAGUCGGCGUUGGCUGCAAAUGCAGAGGCCGGUGACAAUCAGAAGAUGGAGAGCUCACAGGCCAACCAGCGAGAGGCACCAGAGCUUGAUGAGGAUGACGAGCUGGAUUUUGUCAAGAUUGCUAUGUCUAUUUAAGUGUCACUCACUACGAGUUUGGACACGGGCUCUCGUCUGCACAGAAUCCACAAAUGCUGGUGGUGUGCUUGUAGCGCCGCUUUGCGGCAUAUGUUUUGACGGACUACUGGGAGGAGCCAGUUGGCAAAGCCAACGGGCUACCGACCAGGCAGAUCUGCCACUUUUACACAUGUUUGUCGUGUCCAGUUACCAGCUCCGGCAGUCGUAGGAGCCACUGGAGCGUAGCACCAAAGGCAAGGUGCUGCAUGCAAGGUACAAACAUGUACCAACCCCUCCAGAGCAUAUUCAGCUGCAACAAGUCCAAGACUUGUGAUGGUGCAAACCGACUGGGGAACAACGUGAAUGAAAUAGACUA
This is a messenger RNA of Durusdinium trenchii, 3211 nucleotides long. Lineage: Eukaryota; Dinophyceae; Suessiales; Symbiodiniaceae. The record is from the annotation of a GenBank genome assembly.